GAUUCCUUGGCCUGGAGUUGAUAAAAAGAGGAAGAACCAAUUUUAGGUACAGGCGCGUUCAUAAAUUUAUUUAUCCCUUGCUAUUUUAAGAACAAAGAAUCUCCCACGAAAAAUCUUUCCUUUUUUUCAUCUCUUCUAGUUUUCUUCUUCCCUGUUUUGUUUCUUUUAACUAUCUAGCUUGUAUUGGAUUUGUUUAAUCAAAUUCCAAUUGAAUCGGAAGGAUGGUGGUGAAGAUGAUGAAGUGGUCGCCGUGGCCGACUCUGGCCACCAGAAGGUACAAGGUGAAGGUGAAGUCCAUGAAGCUCCUCCUAGGAUGUUCGGAUGAUGACGACGACGACAUUGAUCAUAGUGCUUGCGCUCUAGAUCAAGGAGACGUUGAGGAAAAGGUUAUAGCCAUCAAGAUGAGAUGGAAAGGCGAACCCAAGUUUGGAUUGGUCCCUUUUCAUCUACCAUCCUCCAAACAAUGCAGACAUUUUUCCAGGGAAAAGGUUGUGAAGAAAUUGGAGGAAGGAAAUAUUAAGGCCAUUGAAUGGAAUGGUGAUGAGGUGUUGGAGUUGGAGAAUUUCUGCAGCUUUACAAUUGUGUCAACCAGUCAAGAUGGUCGUCCAAAGUUUGCUCCUUGGGAUGUGUCCUUCAGUCUUUUAUAUGUACAGAAGAAGAAGAAGACAGAGAGCAGCAAGGGUAAAUUGGUGGUGAUUGGAAGGGCCUCCUUGAAUAUAGCGGAGAUGGCUGGGAGGAUGAUGGAGCCUUCUCCUGAUGAUUAUGAUCUUCAUCAAGAAGUUGAAGCAAAACUUCCCAUCAAUCUACAGAUUGGAGGGAUUACCAAAGAAGCCCAUUUCCUGGUGCUGAUGGAUGUUGCUGAGAUAAGGGAUUCGCACGACUCGGUCCCUAACUCGGUUGACUCAAGUGGAGUAUGGAACGGAGGCGGGGCAACUCGGAUGAGUCAUCCGGAGGAGUUGACAAGGAAGAUGGUGGGGAAGCCAACUCGGUCAAUGACUCGGGACCGUGCUCGGACGCGCAAAUGGAACCGGCGAAGAAAAUGGGGCUGUUCUCUUGGAAAAGGAGGCGGUUAA
Coffea arabica (coffee) is the source of this 1073-nucleotide messenger RNA. Lineage: Eukaryota; Viridiplantae; Streptophyta; Magnoliopsida; Gentianales; Rubiaceae. The record is from RefSeq and is a predicted model, not a curated record.